UUUUGAAAAGAUGUCAAGUUCAUCAAGUGAAAAUUUAACUAAUGAGGAGGAUAAAAAGUUUAUUACACAAAUACGUUCACAUCCGAAAUUUGUAGAGGCAAAGGUAAGUAAGGGAGAGAGAGAAGGAGGUAUAAGUGUAGCUCCAGGCAGGCAUCGACCCUGAGACCAGUUGGCACGUAUUCCUAGAGGCUUUCGAUCACCCAGUACAGGUGCUCCGC
Meloidogyne enterolobii is the source of this 218-nucleotide messenger RNA. The record is from the annotation of a GenBank genome assembly. NCBI's taxonomy places the organism in Eukaryota, Metazoa, Nematoda, Chromadorea, Rhabditida, Meloidogynidae.